ACCCACCAGAGAGAUGUCCCCGUCCUCUGUAUUCCCGGGAUUCCACACAGGUUAAUAUUAAAGAAGAGAUACAAGAGGGGGAGGAUGAGGCUGGUAUAAAGGAGGAGUCAGAGUUUCCAAAAGGACACAAAGAUCUGUACCCGGACACCAUGGUAGACUCGUCCAGCUACAGAAACCCACCAGAGAGAUGUCCCCGUCCUCUGUAUUCCCGGGAUUCCACACAGGAAGGUCACACCAUCCCUCACCAUCAUCAGGGUGAAGAUCUGAUGAACAUGAAAGUUGAGGGUGAAGUAGAAGAGACGUAUGUGAGGGAUGAUCAGCAAUAUACGGAGGAGGCUGGAAUGACGAGGACAUUCAAAGAGGAGGACACUCCUACAGAGAUCAGCACAGGACAUGCCAUAGGGAAACCCUCAAAGGAUCAUCUCACUUUAUCUUCAGGUUGUAAAAUGGAAGAUGAGGACAUCACAAGAGAUUGUGCAGGAGAAAAGACAAUGAGCUCCGAUAUAGAUGGAGGACCUCACAGUGUAGAUAGACCACUGAAUGCAUCUGACUCUGAGAAGCUUCAUUCCUGUUCUGAGUGCGGGAAAUGUUUCCUUCAUAAAACAGAACUUGUCAUACAUUGCAGAUCUCAUACGGGCAAAAGACCAAUUUCCUGCCCUGAUUGUGGGAAAUGUUUUUCACGGCAAUCAGACGUUGUUAGACAUCAGAGAUCUCACACAGGGGAGAAGCCGUAUUCCUGCCCUGAGUGCGGAAAAUCUUUUUCACAGAAAUCGGGCCUUGUUAUACAUCAAAAAUUGCAUACAUGGGAGAACCAAAAUUCCUGCCCUGAAUGUGGGAAAUGUUUUACAAAAAAAUUAGACCUUGUUAUACAUCAGAGAUCUCACACUGGGGGGAAUCUGUAUUCAUGCCCUGUGUGCGGGAAAUGUUUUUUGCAUAAAUCACGCCUUGUUAAACAUCAAAGAAUUCACACAGGUGAGAAGCCGCAUUCCUGUCCCGAGUGCGGAAAAUGUUUUUCAGAAAAAUCAGGCCUUGUUAUACAUCAGAGAUAUCACAGGGGGGAGAAGCCUUAUUCCUGCUCUGAGUGUGGGAAAUGCUUUUCACGGUUUUUCUGUCUUUGCGCACAUCAGAAGACUCACACAGGUGAGAAGCCGUUUUCCUGCCCUGAGUGCGGGAAAUGUUUUUUACUCAAAUCAGGCCUUCUUAUGCAUGAGAGAUCUCACACAGGUGAGAAGCCGUAUUCUUGCCCUGAAUGUGGGAAAUGUUUUUCAAAGAAAUCAGCCCUUGUUGUACAUCAGAGGUCUCACACAGGGGAGAAACCACAUUCCUGUCCCGAGUGUGGGAAAUUUUUUUCACGCAAAACAAGCCUUGAUAGACAUCAGAGAAUGCACACGGGGGAGAAGCCACAUUCCUGCCCUGAAUGUGGAAAAUGUUUUACAUGGAAAUCACAAUUUGAUAGCCAUAAGAGAUCUCACACAGGAGAGAAGCCGUAUUCUUGCCCUGAGUGCAAAAAAUGUUUUUCGGAUAAAUCACACCUUAUUAGACAUCAAAGAUUGCACACCGGGGAGAAGCCAUAUUCUUGCACUGAGUGCGGGAAAUGUUAUUCACGGAAAUCAGACCUUGUUAUGCAUCAGAAAUCUCACAUAGGGGAAGGUCACACCGUCCCUCACCAUCAUCAGAUGACAAGGACAUUGAAAGAGGAGGACACUCCUACAGAGAUCAGCACAGGACACGCCAUCAAACCCUCAAAGGAUCAUCUCACUUUAUCUCCUGGUUCUGAAAUGGAAGAUGGGGACAUCACAAGAGAUUGUGCAGGAGAAAAGACAAUGAACUCAGCUAUGGAUGGAGGACUUCACAGUGUGGAUAGACCAUCAAAUCCCUCUGACUCUGAGCAACCUCCUACUGUGAGGGAUGGUGCUGGAAAUAAAUGGGAGGAAUGGGAGGUAUUUUCCUGUCCUGAAAAUGGGGAAAGUUUUGCCUCUAAAGGAAUUAUUGUACAUCAGAUAUCUCACACAGGCAAAAAGAAAAAUUCAUGCUCUGAGUGCGGGAAAUGUUUUACACAGAAAUCAAAUCUUAUUAGACAUCUAAGAUCUCACACAGGGGAGAAGCCUUUUUCCUGCCUUGAUUGUGCAAAAUGUUUUUCACAGAAAUCAGAUCUUGUUCGACAUCAGAGAUCUCACACGGGGGAGAAGCCGUUUCCCUGUCCUGAAUGUGGGAAAUACUUUAGAAAGAAAUCAGACCUUGUUGUACAUCAGAAAGCCCACAAAGGGGAGAAGCCUUAUUCCUGCCCUGUUUGUGGGAAACGUUUUUUACACAAAUCAGUCCUUGUUAAGCAUCAAAGAACUCACACAGGGGAGAAGCCGUAUUCCUGCCCAGAGUGUGGAAAAGUUUUCUCAGAAAAAUCAUGCCUUGUGAUACAUCAGAGAUCUCACACAGGCGAGAAGCCGUAUUCCUGCCCUGAGUGUGGGAAAUGUUUUUCACGGUUGUUCUGUCUCUCCGCUCAUCAGAAGAUUCACACAGGCCAGAAGCCGUAUUCCUGCCCUGAGUGCGGGAAAUGUUUUUUACAUAAAUCAGACCUUGUUGUACAUCAGAGAUCUCACACGAGGGAGAAGCCAUAUUCCUGCCCUGAAUGUGGAAAGUGUUAUACAAAGAAAUCAGACCUUGCUAUACAUCAGAGAUCUCACAGGGGUGAGAAGCCGUAUUCCUGUCCUGAGUGCGGGAAAUGUUUUACACAGAAAACAAGCCAUGAUAGACAUCAGAGAAUGCACACGGGGGAGAAGCCACAUUCCUGCCCUGAAUGUGGGAAAUGUUUUACAUGGAAAUCACAAUUUGUUAGACAUCAGCAAUCUCAUACUGGGGAGAAGCCGUUUUCUUGCUCUGAGUGUGGGAAAUGUUUUUCAGAUAAAUCAGACCUUGUUAUACAUCUCACAGAGGGGUGUAGGGAUGAGUCGAACAUUCCUGGGUUCACUUCCCAGGCUUGCUGAACUGCUUCCCAGUUCUGAAUGGUAAUCUAAACCCCAAUGAAGUCAAUGGGAGCAGAAUUUUUUAAAUCAAUUUGUUUUUAGGGCUAAUAGGCAAGAGAUUGUCAAAGGGCACGGGGAGCUGGGUACUGAACUUCCUGACCCAAAUAAGUUCAUGUCCAUAUGUAGUCAAUGAUGUCACCCUGACAUCAAAAGAAAAUGUGAGUUACCUUUGGGACCAGACACGUUGGUGGACUUUUUUUUUGGUGAAUUAACGUUGUUGAGAUUUUUCUUUUUUAAUUAAAGGACUUAACAAAG
This is a messenger RNA of Rana temporaria (common frog), 3275 nucleotides long. Its product is annotated as zinc finger protein 271-like. The transcript has 7 exons. The record is from RefSeq and is a predicted model, not a curated record. NCBI's taxonomy places the organism in Eukaryota, Metazoa, Chordata, Amphibia, Anura, Ranidae. Gene Ontology annotation, molecular function: DNA-binding transcription factor activity; RNA polymerase II cis-regulatory region sequence-specific DNA binding. The coding region runs from base 150 to 2981 and encodes 943 amino acids. Gene Ontology annotation, biological process: regulation of transcription by RNA polymerase II.